GAUGAAUCAAGUUCAUUUUAUCUGCAAACAACACUUUCUUCGACCAAGGUUGCUGUGAAUAAGGAAUCAGCUUUUAAAAUAUUCCAAAAAUAUUCCCAGCUGACAACUACAUCAUAAGGGUUAGCCAUGUCAUCACAACCACCUACGGCAUCUUCUUCCACCCUAGGCUUCUUCCAAUCGCUCCCAGUACUUCCUCCACAGUACACAUCAACGCAAACAAAAGAUGCUACCUUGACUUCGGAUGAUCAAGUCUUCGCUCGAAUUCUCGCCUUGUAUCUUCCUUCAAACAGUGGCGCUGUCAAGGAUCACAUACAUCAUCUCGCACGUGUUGCUCUGCACCCGACUGUCCUCGCUCACGGCGUAGAUGCUGAGACAAACCACCCCACCAUCCGCUCGCUGACCACCUUCGGCGAGGAAAAUCGCAAUGACCCUCUCUGGACCGCACGUGGAUGGAGUGCUCUGAAAGAGAUUGGGUAUAAGGAGGGUGUCAUCGCCGUCGCGUUUGAGAAAGAGCAGCAGCAAUGGAACAGGCGCAUCUACCAAUUUGGCUUGGGGCAUGUAUGGAUCAACUCAGCCACCAUGACUGGAUGUCCGAUGAGUAUGACAGAUGGUGCAGCUGUGUUGUUGAGUCGUCAUCUCAAUGACGAGGAUGGUGAUCAACCAGGACGGCAACAUGUGGUACAGGAAUCCUUCCGCAGAUUGACCAGCCGAGAUCCAGCUAUAGCUUGGACGAGUGGACAAUGGAUGACUGAGCGCAGCGGAGGCAGUGAUGUAUCUGGCACAGAGACUGUUUCCCGGAGACUGACGCCUCAAGAACUUGCACAGGAAGAGAAGGAUGGCAGAGCCCAAGAUGCAGCUGGACUGCCACUAGGUCCAUGGCGUAUCGAUGGAUUCAAAUGGUUUAGCAGUGCUACUGACUCUGACAUGUCUGUUAUGCUCGCAAGGACGUCCAAGGGUGGACUAAGCGCUUUCUAUGCACCAUUGCGUCGCAGGACUGGCGUUACGAUUCCAUCCAUUAACGCUGUUGAGCAAGACACUUACGCCACGGAGCUCAAUGGCAUUCGCAUUCAGCGUCUGAAGAACAAACUCGGCACCAAAUCUCUCCCCACAGCUGAGCUUGAGCUCAAGGGUACUCGUGCGUGGUUGAUCGGCGAGGAGGGCAAGGGCGUGAAAGAGAUAUCUGCAAUCCUCAACAUCACUCGCCUAUACACUGCCGCUGGUUCAGUAGGCAAUUGGGCCCGAGGCCUCGCUAUCUGUCGUGCGUACAGUAAAGUACGUAAGGUCCGCGGUGGCCUGUUGCAAGAUAACGCACAACAUCUCCGAUGGAUGGCCGAUGAAACGGUCAAGUUCGCCGCUGCAAUGCAUUUUACCUGGAUUGGUGUGGCGCUACAGGGCGCUUUAGAACAAGACUGGGAUCAAAUGGUUCGUGGUACUAAGGCGGAGGGUUUGAUCCCUAAGGAUAAAGUCGUCGUGCAAGAACUCCUUCGAUUUGUGCUUCCAGCUGCAAAGGCCCAAGUCAGUGUUGCCUCUGUUCAUGGUUUAAGACAGUGUAUGGAAUGCCUUGGUGGCGUCGGAUACUGCGAGAACCUCGAAGACGGGGGAGUACUCAACAUCGCAAAAACGUAUCGUGACAAUCUAGUCAAUCCCAUUUGGGAGGGAACAGUAUCGGUCAUGGCUGAGGAUGUUGUCCGUGUACUCGGAGAUAAACGGAUCGGAGGUGGGGAUGUUGUAGCCAACGUAUUCGCUCCAUGGGUUCGCAAUAUCAUCAAGAGCUGCAGCGGGGCUUUCAAGAAUGAAGUGGCCGUCAUCGAGACGAGGCUAGAGUCUUUGAUUUCGCUGGUCAAUAAAGCUGACAAGGAAGAACUCCUGUACCGCGGCCGCGAACUGCUGGACCACAUCGAAGUCAUCGUCAGUGGCGCUGUCCUUAUCUACGAUGCAACAAUCAAUCGUGACGACGUUGCUUCUGUCAUAGCUUCGCGAUGGAUAGCAUCUCGUGACCCCACAAGCCAGUCCAGAUCCUCUCAAAAUUGGAAAGAGGAUGUGGUUCUUGAUAGGAAGAUAUUCCUGGGCAACGAAGCGGCUCCCCGACAGAAGUUGUAGAUAACUGCAUAUGAAUGUAAAUAGCGAAUCGUUGUAGCCUUGUGGUUCUCGAAAUCCAAAUCGCAG
This is a messenger RNA of Aaosphaeria arxii CBS 175.79, 2166 nucleotides long. RefSeq lists its product as uncharacterized. Bases 127 to 2100 code for a protein of 657 amino acids. NCBI's taxonomy places the organism in Eukaryota, Fungi, Ascomycota, Dothideomycetes, Pleosporales. Gene Ontology annotation, molecular function: oxidoreductase activity, acting on the CH-CH group of donors. The record is from RefSeq and is a predicted model, not a curated record. The transcript has a single exon.